Molecule: messenger RNA, 1032 nt
Organism: Aspergillus japonicus CBS 114.51
Lineage: Eukaryota; Fungi; Ascomycota; Eurotiomycetes; Eurotiales; Aspergillaceae
Exons: 2
Coding region: 1-1032 (343 amino acids)
Source: RefSeq, a predicted model, not a curated record
AUGAAGAGUGUUGCCCUUCUCUGCGGCCUUCUGGCCUCGUCGGUGUCGGCCCACAUCCAGAUGUCCAACCCGUACCCCAUCCGCAGUCCCCUCAACCCCAACGGCGGUGACAACAAGGACUACUCGUACACCAACCCUCUGUCCAGUGACGGCCACGACUUCCCGUGCAAGGGAUACGCGAAUGACCCGUUCUCGUCGGUAGCCAACUACUCCCCCGGUGGUUCAUACAGCCUGGAACUGCAGGGCAGUGCCACGCACGAGGGAGGGUCCUGCCAGAUCUCUCUCUCUUACGACCAGGGCAAGUCCUUCAAGGUGAUCCACUCGAUGAUCGGCGGAUGUCCCCUCACCUCCAAGUACCAGUUCUCGAUCCCCUCGGACGCGCCCGGCGGGCAAGCGCUCCUAGCGUGGUCGUGGUUCAACAAGGUCGGCAACCGCGAGAUGUACAUGAAUUGCGCCCAGGUCACCAUUGGCGGCUCCAAGAAGCGUGAGGUCGCGCAGCAGGAGAUCGCCGGGGCCGUCGCCAGCUACAGCAGCGCCCCGCCCAUGUUCAUCGCCAACAUCAACGGACCGGGCGGCUGCACGACCACGGAAGGCCAGGACGUCAACUUCCCCCUGCCCGGCUCGUCCGUGGAGGGUAGCGGCUCCGGCACCGGUUACACCUGCACGGGCUCGGCGGAUUUCCUGGGCGGCUCCCACGGCACCAACUCCGCCGCCUCGUCCUCGGCUUCUUCCUCUUCCUCUUCCUCCUCCCACAACGCCUUGACUUCCUCGUCGGCGGGGUAUGCAUCGCCAUCCUCUUCCUCUUCCUCUUCCGCCCACUCCAGUAGCGGUAGCUCCUCCCACGAAAACGUGCACGGUGCCGCUCACGGGGCCGCCCACAGUACCACCCACGGCGGCGCUUGCGUCGACAACACCAUCAUCUGCGACGAGGACGGCAAGAGCUGGGCCCUGUGCGCCCACGGCCGUCCGGUCCACAUGGGCUCCGUUGCUGCGGGCACAUACUGCAAGCACGGUGCCAUGCACGCCGCCUGA